AUACGCCCACAAGGCAAUCGAGAAAAGCUCGAAGGUAGUCGUGUGUGCACAUCUGUUAUCCCCGGUGAACCUCAGGUUACUAUUGGCACUGACCGUUCAUUCACUUAUGAUCAUGUUUUCGAUCAAGCUACUCAACAAGCUGAAAUCUAUGACUCUUGUAUAGAUAAACUAGUUAACGGUCUUUUUGAUGGGUUUAAUGCUACAGUUCUCGCUUAUGGCCAGACGGGUUCUGGUAAAACUUACACUAUGGGUACGGCUUUCGACACCGGUGCAAUAUCAGAGCAUGAAGUCGGAGUCAUUCCGCGGGCAUUAGCUCAUGUCUUCCGUAGGGUUUCGGAUUUGAAACAAGAGGCACGAGAAGGGGGCAUCCUUGAGCCGACCUUUGAUGUCUCCGUCCAAUUUAUUGAGACUCUUGAAAUUUUGAAAAACGGAGCGCUCAAUCGUACAGUCGCUGCAACCAAUAUGAACGAACAAUCUUCACGGUCGCAUGCUAUUUUUUCCUUGCACAUCAAGCAGCAAAGAGUAGCAGUAGCGCAAGAAGCUGAGCCGGUCAUUACUCAGGAGAUUGAAAUGGAAAUGCUGUCAGCAAAAUUCCAUUUUGUUGACUUGGCGGGAUCCGAGAGAUUGAAACGAACUGGUGCUACUGGUGAUCGAGCUAAAGAAGGAAUCAGUAUCAACUGUGGAUUGCUUGCACUUGGUAAUGUUAUUAGUGCACUUGGUGGAGCUAAUGGUAAAGUCAGUCAUGUACCGUAUCGUGACUCGAAACUGACCAGGCUUCUUCAAGACUCGUUAGGAGGCAAUAGUCGCACACUGAUGGUUGCGUGUGUGUCGCCAAGUGAUAGCGAUUUUCGUCGAGACGUGGUGGCCAAUCAAGACAAGUCAUCAAAACUUAUUGGCGAAUUACGCGGUCGUAUUGCGGCACUCGAAGCUGAAUUGCUGGAGUUCAAACAGGGCCGACGAACAGUUGGCGUCGAUGGAGUCGAGUCGGUUAAUGAUCAGUACCACGAGAAUGUGAUGCUUACGGCGGAAAUCAACCAGCUGAGAUUCCGCGUGAAAGCUCUGCAAGAAACGAACGAGAUUCUUCGUAACCGCAAUGUGGAUUUAAUGGCGAAAGAUCUCGGUCCAAAUGGCUGUUCUGUGAAUUCGCCAACGGAUGAGCACGGGGGAUCGUCUGAUGAAGCAAACAGUUCUGCUUCGAAUGAUGCAGUCAUGGAUCCGGUGCAGGCCACUGUGCGAAAAUAUCUGGAGGAAUUGGAACGAAUGCGAUCACAACUCUACGAGUCCCAGGCGGUAGCGAAUCAGUUGAGGAAAGAGAUGAACAAGUGGAAGAAUCAGGCACUCGGUGGCGGUGGAUUCAUGGAGAGUAACGAUAAUUCGUUCACAUCGUUCAGUCACCAACAACUAAUUGAAGAUGCUCGAGCUGAUAUAGAAAGGCUUCGAAGGACUGUGUCCGUAGCUUCAAAUGAAGUAACAUCCGAUUACGCUUCACAUGCUGACACCGCUGAAGAAGAUGGUACCUAG
This is a messenger RNA of Ostertagia ostertagi, 1521 nucleotides long. Lineage: Eukaryota; Metazoa; Nematoda; Chromadorea; Rhabditida; Trichostrongylidae. The record is from the annotation of a GenBank genome assembly.